Molecule: messenger RNA, 1596 nt
Organism: Lathyrus sativus (Indian pea)
Lineage: Eukaryota; Viridiplantae; Streptophyta; Magnoliopsida; Fabales; Fabaceae
Source: the annotation of a GenBank genome assembly
AUGGAAGCUAUGUUAUCUUCCUCUGUUACUUCACUUCACAUCCCAACACCUCUAGAAACCCCAACCCCAUUCAAAAAAUCCAUCUUUUUCAACUCACAAUUGCAUUCAACCCUUCCAUUGUUUACCAAAAACAAUUCAAAAUUCAAGCUUCUCACUGCCUUAUCACCUUCUCCAUUAACAGAUGAAAAGAGUAAUCUUCAAGUGGAUGAUGAGGCAGAAGGUGAAACAGGUUCUGAGAAAUUUGAUUGGUACUCACAGUGGUACCCUUUGAUGCCAAUUUGUGAUCUUGAUAAAAGGGCACCUCAUGGGAAGAAGGUUAUGGGGAUUGAUGUGGUUGUGUGGUGGGAUAGGAAUGAAGGUGCAUGGCAAGUGUUUGAUGAUGCGUGUCCUCAUAGAUUGGCACCUUUGUCUGAAGGAAGGAUUGAUCAAUGGGGUAGGUUGCAGUGUGUGUAUCAUGGUUGGUGUUUUAAUGGAUCCGGCGAUUGCAAGUUCAUUCCUCAGGCACCUCUCGAUGGACCUCCGAUUCAUACAUCCAAGAAAGCAUGUGUAGCUGCUUACCCAAGCAUUGUGCAGAAUGAUAUCUUGUGGUUUUGGCCGAAUACUGAUCCUCAAUACAAAGAUAUUAUUACAAGAAAAAAGCCACCAUUCAUGCCAGAAAUCGAUGAUCCAUCCUUUACUAGCUUAAUGGGAAACCGAGAUAUUGCUUACGGGUAUGAAGUAUUGAUUGAAAACCUCAUGGACCCUUCGCAUGUUCCAUAUGCACAUUAUGGAUUAAUGAAAACUCCACAACCAAAAGUGAAAGCUGAUAGAGAAGGAGGAAGACCACUUGAAUUGUCAAUUGAAAAGUUAGAUAUCAAUGGUUUCACUGCAAAUCAGGGUUGGAGCAAAAGUAAAUUUAUGCCACCAAGCAUCUUUUAUGCAUAUAAUGAUCCAGAUAAACCUGCGUCUCCGGAUGAAUCUAAGAAAUCAUCGGUUCAGAGGAAAUUUUCUUUGAUCUUUAUUUGUGUUCCUGUUAGUCCGGGUAAUAGCAGACUGAUUUGGUGCUUCCCAAGAAACUUUGGACUGUGGAUUGACAAAAUUGUACCGCGAUGGAUGUUUCAUGUUGGACAAAACUUGAUUCUAGAUUCAGAUUUAUAUCUUCUGCAUGUUGAGGAAAAGAAAAUAAUGGAUGUUGGUCAAGCAAAUUGGCAUAAGGCCUGUUUUGUGCCAACAAAAGCCGAUGCUCUUGUGAUUGGUUUUAGAAAGUGGUUAAAGAAAUAUGCAGGCGGUGAAGUUGAAUGGAGAGGAAAAUAUAGUGGCGCUCUUCCUCCUACACCUCCUAGAGAACAGCUUAUGGACAGAUACUGGAGCCAUGUGGUGAAUUGUAAGAGUUGCAAUUUGGCAUAUAAGAGCCUCAAUGUGGUGGAAGUGAUGUUGCAGAUCAUAUCUGUUGCUUCAAUUGGGAUUGUUGCCAUAAUGAAGCAGGGUAUGGUUUCAGCUGCAACAAGAAAUUCAAUGGUUGUGCUGGCAGUACUUUCAUUUGCGCUGUCGCGGUUGUUAGCUCACUUCAUAUACAAAAACUUCCGUUAUCAUGACUACAACCACGCCUUUCGCUGA